AUGUGUGACUGUGUGGGUGCUGGUUCUCGUGUUGCAGGUACAGGGGUGAGCGUGUUCUCUCUGCACCCGGGGGUGGUGCAGUCCGACCUGUGGAGGCACCAGCACCAGUGCAUCCAGGUGGCAGUGAAGAUCUUCAGGAUUUUCACAAAAACAACCCUGGAGGGGGCGCAGACCACCAUCUUCUGCGCUGUGGAGUCGGGCCUGGAGAGCCAGAGUGGAGGCUACUUCAGUGACUGCGCUCCGGCAAGGUGCUCUAGAGCGGCUUCUGAUGAUGAGACGGCCCAGAAACUGUGGGAGAUAAGCUGCAACCUGCUUGGCAUCACCUGGCAGUGAAUAGGAGCAUAUCAACUGUGCCAGUGUGUGCUAUAUCAUAUUUUAAAGAACACUUUUACACACUUUCAUAGAGAUAUUAAUCUUACUGUUGUGAGGGGGGUUUUAUUUUAUGACUCAAAGUACAGAACAGUCCAAAAGUCGUUUAGUCACUUCCAAGAGUUCCUUUAUUUGUAAAAUAUCUAAAAAUGAAAUGGACAUUUUAGUCAUUUUGUAAUUAUUCAACAUUCCUCAUAGGCAUUCUUUGCAAAGUCACUUUUGAGUGUAGAUGGCGUUUAUUUGCUGUACAGCUUCUUUAAAAGACGUCCAUGAUCUUUCUUUGGAUGGAAAUGUCUUUACAUUUGAAAGUGAGAAACAAAGUUCUGGUUGUUCUUAGGAUCAUUUUUGUGUGUUUGUUGUUGUUAUACUAAUUUCACCAAGAAGAGGUGUAGGUGGAAAACUACCCCAUGUUCUAAAUAUGAAUCAAAACACUCAUGUUGGCUUCCUUCUUUAAAAAAAAAUGUGUUUAUUGAAAAGAAAAAGUGCAUGGAGAAUUAAGGCUUACCCAUACACAUUUUAAAAAAAGGAUCCCGACAAAAAUAUGCAAAUGCAAAAGCUUUUUAGUUUCUUAGAAAAAAGAUUCUGGUAAAACCAUAGACUUACAGAAUCAAAAAACAUGUUUCUUUCUCACUUGUUUCUAUAGCGCACAUAUUGUGGUUAAUCUUUAAAGCAAUUUGUGACAUUUAAUAAUAACUGGGUUCUGUUGUUUGUGAAGUAUUAUAAUGUAUAUUUAGUAAAAUACAAUCCAUUGAUCUAAAAUUGUUCAUUUAACUGUUUCAUUAAACAGCUGUGUAUCACAUUAUCUGCUGUUUCAGAUGCCUUCCUUUUAGCUGAGCGUGUGAAAAUAUGUUCAAUUUAGAAAAAAUAUAAACAAUUGACACUUAACUGGAUUCAAA
Messenger RNA from Notothenia coriiceps (black rockcod), 1265 nucleotides. Its product is annotated as retinol dehydrogenase 12-like. The transcript is spliced from 3 exons. The record is from RefSeq and is a predicted model, not a curated record. Lineage: Eukaryota; Metazoa; Chordata; Actinopteri; Perciformes; Nototheniidae. Bases 1 to 333 code for a protein of 110 amino acids.